This is a messenger RNA of Pyricularia oryzae 70-15, 933 nucleotides long. RefSeq lists its product as uncharacterized. NCBI's taxonomy places the organism in Eukaryota, Fungi, Ascomycota, Sordariomycetes, Magnaporthales, Pyriculariaceae. The record is from RefSeq and is a predicted model, not a curated record. Bases 1 to 489 code for a protein of 162 amino acids. The transcript has 4 exons.
AUGAACAAGCCAAUAGUCCACGCCGGAGCUGCAUGUCGAUCCUCGGUUGGGCAGAAGGCAGCCAAGCCGCUGCGAUGCACUGAAGGGCAGCAGACUUGGAUUGCUGACGAGCGACAGCUGGUUGCCGGUUGGCUGGCUGCGAUUGGCAUCUCAUCACGUGACUGGCAAAGAUUAACCUCGCACGUGAUUAGACCGUACGGUCUGUCGCUUACUACAGUACGGGACACCAGCAGCACUUCGUCAAUUGUCACUGCCGUCACGGAUACGUCAGGCUACGUGGGCCAGGGUACGACACACGCGCACUCACACUGGGUGCGCCCGUCCGGCCUGAGACACGAAAUCCCGGGGUCUGUCGGAGAUCGGACGCUCGCCGGUAAUACUCCACCGUCACUGGACAAAAGCGGCACGGCAUCUGCCGUGGUGUGGCAUCCAUUCGUGUGGCUCAGCGACGCGGUUAACCAGCGAUUGGCGAUGAGUGUCAGAGACUGAAACUGAAUGUCAAUGGAUCGAUCAAAGACCUGAGAGAAGUUGCUAUACCGUACAUGCAAGUGCCUGACGCCGUACAGUACAGUAUUUACUAUAACCGGCCAAAUUCGUGUUUGGCACAGAUCCACAGGCUUUGUUUUACAGAGUCAGUGCACGCAACCGAUACAGACAGUAUUGGGGGCUGAGUUCUUCCAGUGGACCAGUCAAGAGCCUGGAGCCUUGGCCGUCAAUCAGAGAACGGGAUGAGCACUUGACCGAGAGCUUGGUGUGUUUGAGAUGGGACGAAGCUUCUUUACUGCAACUCGAUGACAUGCUGGGCAUUUACAGUAGCUAUAGGUGCCUAAACAAUAAUACCGCGUGAGGAAAUUUAGGAGAUUUCCCCAUCACUAGUCUUGCGCGUCAGAGUGGUCUAGUAACCCAUACGCUCGUGACAUAAUAACGCUGGCA